AUGACACAAAACUCCAGCCUACCUACCGAGAUCCGCCACAACGCCCUCCUUCAACUUCUUUCCAACUCGUUGGUCUUGAACCACACAACACCCUACCUGUCUUCCUACGAUGUCUUGAAUCUAGCAGCCACCUCGCGUACCUUCCGAUAUAUCGUCUACUCCACGCCCCAUAUCUUUAGCCGUUUGGACCUUACUACUGUCAGGAAGGCACAGUACAUCGACGAGAAAUCCGGUCGUGGUGGCGAGCCAGAUGGAGACCAGACGGAAGACGACGUCUACUCGGGCCAACUCCGUCGUAUCUUUACCAGUCUUCGGUGCCUUGAUAUCCUUCGGCAUGUCCAAGUCCUUUGCCUCGACGGACUCUCCGUCACCUCCGAGCUAGUCCACGAAAUCCUCACCGAACCGACAUACUCGGUCAAGAUCCUCUCGAUCCGUGAUGUGGUGAACAUGAACGAAGGGAAGCUCCGUGCUACCCUGCAAUAUGCCUGUCGACCAUCAAGACCUGAGGGGACACCGCGCUUGAAGGGCCUCUACGUUUUUGGGCCCAAGGACUCGGCACGCCCUGCCUUGACCAGCUCGGGAGCAUCUACUCCGACCUCAACAUGCUCAUCGAUCUCGUGGGACGCCGGUGCUGGUGGAGCUGAUCAGGAGCCCGAGGCGUGGUAUGCCAAACGCGGCGCUCAGUUCCCAGCCCUGGGUGGAAGUGGAAAUGCUUCCAAAUGGACACCAUGGGCCUCCACACUCGUCGCAUGCCACGGCAUCAUCGCCUUCGACGCCGUCCUCUGCACCGGGCCAAGACACCUAAACUCUCGCGCGUGGGGAACAGUGGACAUCCAAGCGCUGAACGCCGCGGGCAAUCCAGCAUCAGCAGAUGUCCCCAUCCACGCUGUCGCCACGCACAGCCUGGGCGGUUGUGCCGGCUGCGGCUCAGCUCCCGAGGGAUGGACGAUCUGGGGCGAGGAACCGCCGACAGAGCGUGAUCCCUACGAGAGAAGGGCAAGCGAAGGCGGCACGAUGACAACGGAUAUCGGCCGGUUCCCAUUGCUUGCGCCGCCGCCUAUGCACUCGGUCAGCCUGAAAUCUGCCAUGUGUCCGACCGGCCAGUCGGUCUAUACCCGUCUUUCGCAGUUUAGGAGCAAGGGCGAACAGGCCCGAUUCAUCCCGCGCUGCUAUGACUGCAUCCGUGAUCGGUACUGCACGACCUGCAACAAGUGGUGGUGCGAGGCGUGUUACGUUGGACCUUGGGCGUCGGUUCCUGAUGGUGAGGCUUCGCGAGCUAAGAUGGCUGAUCUUGCCCGAGUAUCCAAGAGUUGCUGGGAGUGCGGCAUGAACUGUCGCGACUGCAUCAACGACACCCAAAGAAUGUGCCAACGCUGCGGCGGAGGCUAUUGUAUGAUUCAUAACGAGGGUUCGAACCAUACCACUUGCGACUGGUGCUCCGCUAGAGGGAGGGCCGGUGUGAGACACCCUGAGCUCUACUAACUGCACAGUCGCUUCACCCUCAUGCGACAUCACGGCGUGAAGUCGGUGUCCUGGGUAGGCAGAAGGUGGAAGUUUUCUCGAUGAGUUGGGCUUCCGGUUGGUUGACGUCGAGGACGCAUCUCUUC
Molecule: messenger RNA, 1607 nt
Organism: Neurospora tetraspora
Lineage: Eukaryota; Fungi; Ascomycota; Sordariomycetes; Sordariales; Sordariaceae
Exons: 5
Coding region: 1-1482 (493 amino acids)
Source: RefSeq, a predicted model, not a curated record